This is a messenger RNA of Beauveria bassiana ARSEF 2860, 771 nucleotides long. RefSeq names its product vesicle transport V-SNARE protein. The transcript has 2 exons. The record is from RefSeq and is a predicted model, not a curated record. Gene Ontology annotation, cellular component: SNARE complex; endoplasmic reticulum membrane; ER to Golgi transport vesicle membrane. Gene Ontology annotation, biological process: endoplasmic reticulum to Golgi vesicle-mediated transport; vesicle fusion. NCBI's taxonomy places the organism in Eukaryota, Fungi, Ascomycota, Sordariomycetes, Hypocreales, Cordycipitaceae. Bases 1 to 771 code for a protein of 256 amino acids. Gene Ontology annotation, molecular function: SNAP receptor activity; SNARE binding.
AUGCGAAGCUCUCGUCAAGGUAAUGUCGUGUAUAAUUCCGCCCUGCGGCAGAGCAAGGCCAUCAACAGCGAGCUGGCGACCUUGCAGUCCAAGGGCGAAACUUCGGCCGCAGAAAUUGGCAACGUGUCGGUGACAAUAGCGACCUUUACGAAAGCCAUCGACGAAUACCACAGCUUGGCGCGCCAGGAAAUCGUCCCCAAGAAGCAAGAAGAAGCCUUUGAGCGCGUCAAGAGGUUCCGCGAGGACCUCGCGGGAUUUCGCAGCCAGAUCGACAACCUCAAAAAGGCGCGCGAGGAGGCGCAUUACCAGAAUAACCGCACCGAGCUACUCGGCCGCCGACCGUACAAUGCCAACGCGACACCCGAGAAUCCCUACGCCACGACCAGCACGACCAACACCUCGUCCACGUUUCACCCCCGACACGGCGCCGCGGCGCCGCCGCAGCAGCAGCAGCAGCAUCUGACUACGGGUUCGCAAGACGAGAUGCGCGAGGCGCACGCGUUUCGCGAGCAAAAUUUCUUUUCCAACACGAACCAGGCGCUGGACGACUACAUUGCGCGGGGGCAGGCGGUGCUGGGCGACCUGGGCCAGCAGCGCGAGAUGCUCAAGAAUACGCAGAAGCGGCUGUACAGCGUCGCCAACACGCUAGGUGUCAGCGGCGAGACGAUUCGCAUGGUGGAGAGGCGCGCGCGCGAGGACAAGUGGAUUUUCGCGGCGGGUGUCAUUGUCUUUUUCGGGUUCUGCUGGCUGGUGAUGCACUACCUGCGAUAG